UUUAAAGCUCUGGAUACUCCGGAACAAACUCCGAUAAAUGAAUCGAAACUGCUGCCAAAGGCCACUAAAAGUACCAAGAACUCCACUUCCAGCUGAGUCAAGUCAAACAACUCUCUAUGGGCAAUUGAAAUUAACAGCCGAAAACCAUUCUAUCAGUGCAGUCAAAGUUAUCAAAUUCCACAUCACUGAAAUCGCGGCCAGGAAGGUAGCAAUUUUUCAUCUAGACAGUGCGAUUUCUGGAACUGUUUCUAACGAAUCCGAAACUUAUGAGGUACUUUUUCAUUAAUUCAAACAUAGCCUUAAAGGAUAGCUGAAAAACUUGUUCUAAUUCCACCACACAGCUUAUCGAUUUGAACCAACUUGCUUGAAGCCUUGAAGUCCAGCUGUUAGUGACGAGACUGAAAGAAUGACGUUACAAACUCCAAGCAUUUCUUCUACUUCAAAAAGUUUACAAAGAAACGUCGUCAAGAGGAUAAAUAAUGCUAUGAAACGUAAGUUGAUAAUACCAGUCAGUUGGGACCGGCCAUGGGCAAUCAACUACCAUUAUCAAAAACUUUGAUCAACAAACUCCCCAAACGACCAUCAUAGCCACACCAAGGCGUUCUCUGCUAUGACCCUCCAAAUAUCUGGAGAACAGAGCUCCCAACGAUUCAUAAGAUGAAGAUGUUCCAGCCAUUUACUUCGUCCAAGAACAUUAGCUGUGCACCUAAUCGGAAUAGACAAGCUCAAAACGCUCAUCAUUACCUGAGAAGUUUCACACCGCUUCCCAAAGGUCAGGAAUCCCGAUGGUCCGUUGGCGUACCCUGCCUCGCAAAAAUGGAUCCAAACAUCUUGGAAUUCAUAUGUGAGAAAGUGGAUGAACGUGUCGCGAUGCGCGUUGGACCGCAAAACAUAGUCCAAUUCCGCAAGUUAGCUGACGAAAAGAAGGUGCACAGUUAUUUGGCCGAAAAAAUAUCGAAUUUACGAAAAGUAGUCCGAAAUUGCGGCAAAACGAUCGGUUCAUGGUAAAAAGUGCAGAUUUAUGGAUUCGACGUUAUUUAGAAUUAGAAUUAGAAAACUUAUUAAUGACUCGUGUUUUUUCGCUUAA
Uranotaenia lowii is the source of this 1087-nucleotide messenger RNA. RefSeq lists its product as uncharacterized. The record is from RefSeq and is a predicted model, not a curated record. The coding region runs from base 658 to 1008 and encodes 116 amino acids. The transcript has 4 exons. NCBI's taxonomy places the organism in Eukaryota, Metazoa, Arthropoda, Insecta, Diptera, Culicidae.